GAGAGAGAGAGAGAGAGAGAGAGAGAGAGAGAGCAUAUUUGGAGUGGAUACUUUGUGAGCCCUGCACUUGUGACAAAAUAGUUAUUGUAGUAUUUUUAAAGUGCUUGUUUUGCCGUGUAGUGUCUCUAAAUGCACACUUGGUUCCGCAGAAGUAGGUACACAUAAUAUAGGUAUUGACUCACAUUAGAAUCCCCUUUUCUUAAGCAUAUCAUUGGGAUAUCGGUAGAGUGCUGUCUAAUUAGAGCAGUCUCACACCUGCUGUGUUCAUAUCCCGAAACACUAAAUGUGUUAAUACGCUGAAUCCCAGAACAGAUUCAUAAAGGAUAAAUCAACACUAUUGCAAGACUUUUUGUAACGUUUGCACCUAAAUGGGCCAACGAAACAAAACUCCCCCAAAAUAGAUGCUUCUGCUUGCUUAAAUGAACUGAGAGGAUGUUAUGGCGCAGACUAACUUUAGAAACAGGAAGUCCCUGUUUCUGUUGCGUAUGUGAGUGAGUGUGUCUGUGUGUGUGUGUGUGUGAGAGUGUGUGUGUGAGUGUGAAUGCGUGUUAGUUUGUGUAUGUGUGUGUUUGUGUGUGUGUGUGUGUCCCCGUCUGUGAGUGUUUAUAUGCGUGUGCCUGCUCAAAUGUGUGUGUGUGUCCAUGCACGCCUGUAUGUGUUUGCAAGAAUGUAUGGUGUGCAUGUGUUUUUGCGUGUUUGCACUGCAACGGUGUGCGGUAGCUUUCCGCCCUACAAAAAGCGGAUGAUCAUUGUGAAACAAAAUAUGCUAUUACAGAAACCAGAACCUUGUCUAUUUAUAGCUAUUCUUAACCAAGAGACACUAAAGAACGCACAGCGCUAGUCCCGAAACAAAGUUUCAUUUAUAUUCAAGAUUAAUGAUUCAAAGGGCUGUUUUGCCACAGAAAACGUUCAUUUUCAUUUCAAAAGCAGAAAAGUUAAACAUAUGUACGUGCGUCUUAAAUUUCACCAGACAAACAAUAUCCAUUAUACCGAUUGCAAAUAAAACAUGUAGAAAAAAAAUGGGUCAAUUAUUAACAAUGUGGGCUAAAAAUAGACACAAUUCACUAGUAAACCAGCCUAACAUGACUCAGUGAACAAGUAAACAGCCGUCUAACUAAGUGACCUCAUUAGACGAACGCUUUAUGGGAGGACGAGCCGAGGCAAUCAGAGCUGCUCUGAAGCCCUGCUAGGUAACAGAAGAAAGCCCGGCUAUCUCGGCAGCUCCGUGGAUGCAUUGCAUUAUGCAGGGACUUAGCCAUUUGUGUGCUAUAAUUACCAUGGGAACUACAACGAUGGAAUCUAAUGUGUAACGCCCCACGUCUGGAUCAAAUUAGAGAACUAAAGAAGUUAUUCUAGUGGAGACACUGGAGACACGUAAUCCCACACACGUAGCUGGAGAAUAGAAGGACAACAUUACAAUCCAGCAACUUGGUAAUGGAUAGCUCAGGUCGCUGGGUCAUUUGAGCUAUAGGAGCUGGGCUCUAGUUUAUACAUCGCAUGUUGUUAUGAAAACACACAGUUUGGUUUGGAAGAGGGGGAGAUGGUUGAAAAUAGACAGCAGGUGUUGUUCGUUGUAUUCUCGCCGUUAUUUCGGGGUGUUUUGGUGGUGAGGAGUACACCACCAAACACUUCCUAGCCAAGGGGCUUUCUGACUUCCUACCCAAGGGGCUUUCUUCUGAGAGGGAAAAGGGGCCUGUUUUGUAAUCCUCGGGUGAGUGUGAAUGCCUGCAUGUGUACGCAUGUGCACGUCAAAUGGGUUUAGGGGUUUUGAGAAGCAAAACACAGAGAGCUUGUCUGAUUUCCCUUGAAAGCAACACAUUCUUCUGGUAACACAAACCGUUGGAUUGCUCCUGCUUCCUGCACCCACCUCCCCUCCUCCCCUCUUUAACUCCAACCAUGAAGAGAGAUGUGAUGUGUGCGAGACGCAAUAGGAACAACAUGAUGAACAUUAGCCUUGACACAGCCAGUGUCCAGUGCAGAAAGUAAAACAAGUUAAGAGUCGUCCAACAUCAAAGGCACAUGUACAACAACAGCAACAAUGUCCUCGUCGUAAAUCUUAUUCCGGUGUGCAGGGUGAACGCGCGGCCUUCUUGAAGUGCAAAGCACACACUGUGUAAAAGCUUCUGCAGUACAAACCGUUUACUUUGGUUUUAGCUUAUUGGUUCAGACAAGUAAAAAGACAAACAAAACAAGUUUGAAGAUAAACUUGUUUUGUAGUAAAUAUGAUGACAGUGAUUUUCCACUCAAACAAAAAACCCUGCAUUAAGAUAUGGCAAUCAGUUGUCUUGAAUGUAUAUAUAUAUUAUAUAAAAAAAUAUAUUAGAUAUUUGUAUUUGUAUAUUUAUUUAUUUAAUUAUUUUUGUAUUUAUUUCCCAUUGGUCACUUGGUCACACACACUCACACAUUGACACAUUUGCGGCAUGGCUCACCCGUUGAGGGCAAUAAGUUGACUAAGGGAAAAGUGUUAAUCUUCAUUCAAACUUCUUCAAUCCCAAAGCCAGUAUAUGUACCAUAGUAUUAGUGAUAUAGUAGAUAUAUAUAGUGUUUCUACAUUCAAAAUCCUUUAUGAUGCAAACUAAUAAACAAACAGACCACAAUCGAUUAUAUUAUUGCUGACCCGUUUCUCUCUGUGACUCACUCAAACACACACACACACACACCCUCGCCGGUCUGAUCACUGUAUCUUCACUGAGUCAUGUGGAGCAUGGUAUGCUUCUGGUCACACUUACGGACGGCUGUGUCUCUGCAAAUGGAUCUGCUUAUGCCACUGUUGAUGUUGGACAUUGUCCUUCUCUGCUUAUAGCUCCAGGAGUAUUGAAUGUGAGACCUGCCCCCGCGGUGUCGCUACCCCCGCGCGGGGAGAAGCCCAUGGACCUGAGGGUCUCCCAGAGGUUGGUGCGCCCGGGCCUCGACGCCAACAUGCUGGCCCCCCCGCACACCUUGUUUCUGGGACACUUCUCCUCCGAGCCGUUCCCCCGUAUCUCCCCCAGCCAUGUAGAGGUACAGUACAACAAUGAGCCCAGUCCAGCAGAGAUGGACACCCGGGAGGAGAUCCGCCAGCUGAUGCACAAGAGUAAGAACGAGCAGAGCGCUGUUGCCAGUCCCCUUGUGAAGCAGAAGCUGCGAGAGCGACUGAUGAGGAAGGUCGCUCAGGAAAGGAGUUCACCCUCCCACAACUGUCAUACUCCUCAAGGAUAUAGGGAACUGGGGCCCGAUCCUGACAUGCCCCCGAAGCCCAAGCCGUCACUGUCUGACCAGCGGCAGAAUCUGGGCAUACGCAGGACAGUCUCGGAGCCCACUCUGAAGUUGAAGCUGAAGAAGCACAUCAACACCAGACAGAGCCCGCUGCAGCGCAAGGCCAGCGCACCCCCGACCGUCAAACACAGGACACACGACGCCUUCGAUUCCUCCCCAAACAGCAGCACAUCAGUGUCUGGCUGCAGCUCACCUAAUGACAGCCUCUUAUCUGACACUGGGACACGCCCACUGAACACAGGAUUGGUCCACGAGGCCAACAGGCUGUUGCUCCAGAACGGCUCCCUGGCCCACUUCUCCAUGGCCUCCGGUUCAACUGGGAUGCCGACCAUUACCGCUGGGCUACCUGCACAGGUGGACCGCCACCAGGGCGGUCUGAUGGGGCCCAGGGGUCUCCAGGUGUCAGCCCUGCCCCACAUCUACCUCCCCCUGGAGGGUUUGAACCCAGCGCUGGCCCAGCGUCUGCAGCCGGUGCUGGUGCUGGAGCCACACACCGGGAUGCUGCACACACAGCUGCUGAGUGUCCAUGGCCUGUCCGCUCUACCUCAGCAGCUCCAGCAGCAGCUCCGGCCUCACCAGCUGCUCCUCCCAUCCGAGGGCGGAGGGGGAGGGGGAGGGGGAGGGGGAGACGACGGCAGGUGUGAGGAGGGGCCCGCCUCCCACAGGCCCCUGAUCCGGACGCGGUCUGAGCCCCCGCCCUACAGCCACUCCCCCCUGGCCUCCCCGGGGCUCGCAGAGGGCCCCCAGCACCAGCGCCUGCUGCAGCAGUACCACAACAGCCUGCUGCUGGAGAGGCUCAAGCACCACGCCCACCUGGGGAAGCUGAUCCCCAAGCCCAGCGAGAAGCCCCGUCUGACCCAGAUCCCGUCCGAGGACAUGGACUUGGAGGAGACGGGCUCGGGCUCGGGCUCCGGCCCGGGCUCGCUGUGCGGCUCGGAGCCCGGCUCGCUGGGGGAGGAGCGGCACCUCCAGAGGAGACAGAGCGCCGCCAGCACCGACUCCGUCUACGACACCGAGUCCAACGCGUCCUCGCGGGAGAGCCUGGCGGAGCACCCCACCGCGCUCGCUCAGACGAUGCGCUGGGAACCCCACAGACAGGCGGUGAUGCGCAGGCCGGUUGCUCAACUGGAGCCCCUGGCUUUGCCUGUCCUGAUGGGACCCCACCACCGCCCCCUCUCCAGGGCCCAGUCCUCCCCCGCCGCUACCUCCACACCUCCAGCCCUGCUGGCAGCCCUGCCCCUGGCCAGCCCAGAGUCCCCCGUCAAGCUCCGCUUCACCACCGGCCUUGUGUACGAUACCCAGAUGCAGAAGCACCAGUGUGCAUGCGGAGACAACAGCCGCCACCCCGAGCACGCAGGCCGGGUCCAGAGCAUCUGGUCCCGGCUGCGCGGCCUCAGGCAACUCUGUGAGCCUCUACGCAGCAGAAAGGCUACCCUGGAGGAGCUUCAGUCCGUCCACUCAGAGACACACGUGGUUUUGUAUGGAACCAACCCCCUCAACCGCUUCAAACUGGACAGCAACAAGCUUGCCGCGAUCUUAUCUCAACGGAGAUUGGUGAUGCUACCAUGUGGGGGUGUCGGGACGGACAGCGACACGAUCUGGAACGAGAUGCACACGGCCACCGCCUCGCGGCUAGCGGCGGGCUGCGUGACGGACCUGGCCCUGAAGGUGGCCCAGGGCGAGCUGAAGAAUGGCUUUGCAGUUGUGAGGCCUCCUGGUCACCAUGCAACUCACUCCGCACCAAUGGGCUUCUGCUUCUUCAACACGGUGGCCAUCGCAGCCAAGCAGCUCCGACUGAAGCUCAACGUCAGCAAGAUCCUCAUCGUGGACUGGGAUGUUCACCAUGGCAACGGAACGCAGGAGGCUUUCUAUAACGACCCCAACGUACUUUACAUCUCCCUGCAUCGCUAUGACAACGGAAACUUCUUCCCGGGCAGCGGGGGUCCCACGGAGAUGGGUGCAGAUAAGGGUGAGGGUUUCAACGUAAACGUGGCAUGGACCGGUGGACUGGAUCCCCCGAUGGGAGACGUGGAGUACCUGGCUGCCUUCAGGACGGUGGUGAUGCCCAUCGCUCAUGAGUUCUCCCCUGACAUGGUGCUGGUGUCUUCGGGCUUCGACGCCGUCCAGGGACACUCUCCGAAGCAGGGAGGGUACAAGGUGUCAGCCAAAUGUUUUGGCUUCCUCACCCGUCAGCUGAUGUCCCUGGCGGGGGGUCGGGUGGUCCUAGCUCUGGAGGGGGGUCACGACCUCACCGCCAUUUGUGACGCAUCUGAAGCGUGUGUCAGUACCCUGCUGGGCAUAGAGGUGGAGCCCCUUCCCCAGUCCGUCCUUGACGGGAGACCCUGUGACAACGCCAUCCUCUCCCUCCAGAGAGUCAUCCAGGUCCACGGUGAGUACUGGCAGAGUGUGCGGUCCAUGGCUCCCACGCUGGAGCUGUCCCACCUGCAGGCCCAGAGGGUGCGUCCGCGGCGGGACUCGGACAGCGACCCCCUCAACGCCAUGGCCUCCCUCUCCAUGGGGGUUCGCUCUCCACACCGGUAAAGAUCAAAAAUCAGAGGAUCUCCAGAGUGAUGAUGAAUCCAUAAAGCGCGAGGGUGCAGGAAGUAUCUCCAAACAAGUACCACAUACCAACCGCCACACAGUCACUCAUGUGGAUAUGAGACAAAAAGAACAAUAAUGGGACCAGCUCUGUCGCUCUCUGUUCGACCACUGUGUGUAACACUCACAAACCACUGGAUCACUGCCCCACCUGGCGACCUCAAACUCAUCAUACCAUGAUCCUUUGCCAGAAAUGUUCUCAGGUAAUGUUGACCAAAUUACAUGACCAAAAAAAUACUAAAACUCAUUGAUGAAGGAUGAGUCUUAGCUCCGGUGAAUGUGUGGGGAAGCAGCGAUAUUGACAUGCAGACGUGGAGAUACUUGACAAAGAACAGAACCAUGACUCAGAGCAUCCUGCCUGGGAGAUCUCUCCCCACGGACAUGUUUUUAGAACCACACAGAACUCCAAACCCCAACCUUGUACUCUUACAACGGGGGUCGGGGGUCAAGGUUAUAUACCCACCUGUGACAGACAACAGACACAUCCACUGUACUUAAGAUGUGUCCCACUUUGAUGAUGUCAUGUGUUUAGGUGGGACCACAAUGAAUGAAUGAUGGAUCAGAUCCUGAGAUUUUUUUUUGUUUUGAAUUGUAAAUUCUGUAAUGUGAACCGUGGGUGGAGUCUUAAUCUGUAGAGGAGUACAACGGCAGCAGACAUUAUGCCUGAUAGAGAAUAUUGACAAUCAAAAUGUUUCUGAUUUGUUUGUUCUUUACUUUUUUGUUCUAUUGGCUAUAUUUGUGUUAUAGUUAACUUUCUUGUUAAGGGCUCUACGACUACAGCUAUGCCUGUAGCUGUGCUAUUGUUCAAAUGAACUUGGUGGCAUCCAUCCAUUCAGCACAGCAAAGUCUCUCACAGAUCUGUGAACACUUGGAGGAAGGUGACCUAUAAGAAAACAUUGUGUAGGGUUUCUGUUCUAUAUUAACUUUCCUUUCAAUGACACAAACAUUGAACAUGUGUGAAGUCUUAAUGUACAUUACACAGUGCUAUAUAAGAUUUAUCUGGCCUUAGUUGUGAUGAUACAUAUGAGAUUACUUAGAACAUAGGGCGUCGUAUACAAAAAGCUUUUUACUGGACUUUCUAUGCAAGGUUUGGGAUUCAUAAACACACUCGACAAGACGAUGUAUUUAACUCUACAGAUUUUUCUUUGUAAGUUGGGCCUUUUUUCUGGAGUAAUAUGGUCUAUAUUGUGGGUGUUAACAGGGUGCAAGAAGACGUGCAUUCGCUUGUGGUCACUUUUAGAGUUGAUUGCGAUUCAUGCAUGAAGAUUUACUUAUGCUCACUCUCUCACCCGAGUUUUAUAUAUGAUGCAUUCCUGAUAUGUAUCAAACUGACACACACACACACACACACACACACACACACACACACACACACACACACACACACACACACACACACACACACACACACACACACACACACACACACACACACACACACACACACACACACACACACACA
This is a messenger RNA of Gadus macrocephalus (Pacific cod), 7315 nucleotides long. RefSeq names its product histone deacetylase 7a (gene hdac7a). Lineage: Eukaryota; Metazoa; Chordata; Actinopteri; Gadiformes; Gadidae. The record is from RefSeq and is a predicted model, not a curated record. The transcript is spliced from 25 exons. Gene Ontology annotation, cellular component: histone deacetylase complex. Gene Ontology annotation, molecular function: histone deacetylase activity. Bases 2710 to 5796 code for a protein of 1028 amino acids. Gene Ontology annotation, biological process: chromatin organization; negative regulation of transcription by RNA polymerase II.